Molecule: messenger RNA, 1512 nt
Organism: Homarus americanus (American lobster)
Lineage: Eukaryota; Metazoa; Arthropoda; Malacostraca; Decapoda; Nephropidae
Product: filaggrin-like
Exons: 3
Coding region: 1-1512 (503 amino acids)
Source: RefSeq, a predicted model, not a curated record
AUGGUGCUGUGUCGUGUCAUGUGUCGUCUAAUGGUGUGUCGUCAUGUGUCGUCUAAUGGUGCUGUGUCAUGUCAUGUGUCGUCUAAUGGUGCUGUGUCGUGUCAUGUGUCGUCUAAUGGGAGUCUCCAGGCCACAGGAGUCUCGGGCCAGGGGAGUCUCAGGCCACAGGUAGUCUCAGGCCACAGAGUCUCAGGCCACAGGGAGUCUCAGGCCACAGGGGUAUCAGGCCACAGGAGUCUCAGGCCACAGGGGUCUCGGGCCACAGGGAGUCUCCAGGCCACAAGGGGUCUCAGGCCAGCAAGUCUCGGGCCACAGGAGUCUCGGAGCGGGAGUCUCAGGCCACAGGGAGUCUCGGGCCACAGGAGUUUCAGGCCACAAGGAGUCUCGGGCCACAGGGAGUCUCGGGCCACGGGAAUCUCAGGCCACGGGAGUCUCAGGCCACAGUCUCAGGCCACAGGAGUCUCAGGCCACGGGAGUCUCAGGCCACAGGAGUCUUCCUACCACAGAGUCUCUGAGCCAGGGAGUCUUGGGCCACAGGAGUCUCAGGCACAGGAGUCUCAGGCCACAGGGAGUCUCAGGCCACAGGGUCUCGGGCCAGAGGAGUCUCGGGCCAGGGAGUCUCCAGGCCACAGGGUCAGCAGGCCACAGGGGUCUCGGGCCACGAGGAGUCUCAGGCCACAGGAGUCCCAGGCCACAGGGAGACUCCGGGCCACAGGGGUCUCGGGCCAGGGAGUCUCAGGCCACAUGGAGUCUCAGGCCAGGGAGUCUCGGGCCACAGGGUGUCUAGGCCACAGGAGUCUUAGGCCACAGGGAGUCUCAGGCCACAGGAGUCUCGGGCUGAGGUCUCAGGCCACAGGGAGUCUCCAGGCCACAGGAGUCUCAGGCCACAGGGAGUAUCAGGCCACAGGGAGUCUCAGGCCACAGGAGUAUCCAGGCCACAGGGAGUAUCAGGCCACAGGAGUCUCAGGCCACAGGAGUCUCAGGCCACAGGGGAGUCUCGGCCUGGGGUAUCUUACAGGAGUCUUAGGCCACGGGAGUCUCAGGCACAGGGAGUCUCAGGCCAGGGGUGUCUUAGGCCACAGGGAGUCUCAGGCCACAGGGGUCUCGAGCCACAGGGAGACUCAGGCCACAGGGGAGACUCUGGGCCACGGGGGUCUUGGGGCCAGGGGAGUCUCAGGCCACAGGAGUCUCGGGCCACAGUCUCGGGCCACAGGAGUCUCUGGCCACAGGGAGUCUCAGGCCACAGGGAGUCUCAGGCCACAGGGAGUCUCGGCCUGGGUAGUCUCGGGCCACAGGAGUCUUGGGCCACAGGAGUCUUGGGCCACAGAGGUCUCACCGGAGUCUCAGGCCACAGGGUGUCUUAGGCCACAGGGAGUAUCGGGCCACAGGAGUCUUAGGCCACAGGGGUAUCGGGCCACAGGAGUCUUGGGCCACAGGAGUCUUGGGCCACAGGGAGUCUCAGGCCACACGGUUGGCUGUAUGCCUGUCUGCUACUUAAUCCUGGUGGUUUAA